Messenger RNA from Cladocopium goreaui, 1878 nucleotides. Lineage: Eukaryota; Dinophyceae; Suessiales; Symbiodiniaceae. The record is from the annotation of a GenBank genome assembly.
AUGCCUCGGUUGGCCUCGGCUGAUGGAUUAACCGGUUUGCUGGUGGCCCUGUCACUUUGGACUCCACUACUUCUUGGUUUGACAGUCUAUGUAUCUCACACCUUCCUCGUUUCCCUGCAGGUGGUUGCCAGCCAGGCUCAGGGCAAGUGUUAUGAUGGCCGUCACGCAGAUCAGCCCCUCAAUGUCGCCCAUUUCCAAGUGAUGUCUGAGCAGCCUGUCUUCAAGCAGAGAGUGGAGCCUCAGACAGUGACUCCUGAGCUUUUGUGUAACUUUCCCGUGACCGUGUACCUUUGCCCAUCAUGGGCAUCGUUUAAAGAAUGUAACCAGGAUCCGGCAGAGCUGCCCAUGUUUCAACGUGCUCGGACGGAAGGGACUGGAGUCUUCUGUUGGGGAGUGCUGGGAUUCUAUAUGUGGGGCUCGCAUCCAUGUGAAGAUCAGAUAUGGAACUGCACCACAGAUGGCCUUUGCAAUGGAUACCAAAAAAGUGAGCGCUUAUGUGCAGCAAGGCUGGAUCGUGCAGCCUACCCUUGUUUUUUUGAUCCUGACAAUGCUGAAGUGGGCAUCAAAGAUGAAAGAUUCACAUACUCCAUCCUUGCCGGCCUGGUUUGCGUUUUUCUGGGCCUCCUAACAUCAGCUUGCAGCUGCUUCUUGGUUUACUUUGCGACGGGCUCAUUUUAUCGAAACUUCGACUCAAUGUCUGACUUCUUUCAACAAUUCAGUCUCCUCACUUUGUUUUGUGGUCGGAACGCAAGGUUUGCGUAUGUGAUCAUAGCAGCGAUGUUGGUUAUAGUGUCACUGGAAGUCGUUUUCUUUGUGCUUCUGCUUCCUGGGCAGAGCUACUACAGCCUGUGGGGAGCACCUCAACUUGCGGAUCCGGUUUCUGUCCAACUCUCUCAUGUUCCACAUGGUGCAGAGCAUGCGGUGCCAUUGGGCUUUAACCAACCAUCCUUUGGGGCCCGCGUCUUGCGCGUCUUUAUCCUGGUUCUUCAGAUCUAUUUGGGCAUAGCCAUGAUUGGUUUGUGCAUUUGGGCCGGCUUCAAAUGGCACUCUCGGCAGAUUGGACUCCUUGGACCGCGUUCGGACAGGUUCAAGCUUAUGAAACAGAGCUUGGACGCAGCACCACCGGCCUCCGAGGUGGCCGCUCGUUUCCGCAACCCUUCCAGUGCCCUGGCGGGACGGGAGAGUGAGGAAGGACAGGAAUAUUUGAGCACAUCAGAGAAGAUCAAGUAUUUUCAGAAGCUGCUGAAGACGCAGGCUGAGGAAGCCUCCCGUCUCCCGGAAGACCGGAAUCUGUCGGAGCGCUUCCAGCAACUGACGCCCCAACGCAUCGACUUCAGUUGGAGGGAUGCGGUGAAAGGACCAGAAGUUGCAGGAUUUGGAGGCUGCAGCGAUAUUGCAGUGGAAGCAGCGCCAUCUGCGGCGCCAUGUGUGGCGAUGUCAAAUGAGAUACCUCAAGAGGAAGUGCCGAGAGGUGCCGUUGCUGAAGCUAUUGACAGCACCACAAGUGCCACAGCCUCUGCAAGUGCUGCAAGUGCUGCAAGUGCCGCAAGUGCCGCAAGUGGAACUGAUGGCCAAGUGCGCCUGCCAGAGACAGCAGUCCGCAAGGCAGAUCGAUGUGUAGAAGUGUCUCCUUCCACUCGCGCGUCAUCAUCAGAUGCCGGGUAUGCGGCCGACUUGCAAGGGAAGGCGGCCGCAGCCUCGCCGUCCGCAUUGUCGGAGACGCCACGCGCGGAGAUCGCCGCCCGGGCGCGCGAAGCGAUGCAGAAACGACAGGAAGGGACUCCGACCUCCCGUUCGAGGAAGCAAGGCGAUCCAAGACGCAAUGAAUUGGCUGCCAAAGCCUAUCAGAGAUAUCACGAUGUGUGGCAAGUGAGCUGA